Messenger RNA from Doryrhamphus excisus (bluestripe pipefish), 2376 nucleotides. The record is from RefSeq and is a predicted model, not a curated record. Lineage: Eukaryota; Metazoa; Chordata; Actinopteri; Syngnathiformes; Syngnathidae.
UGUGAGGACUGCUAGUCGCUGUUGGAGGAGGAACCUUCGGAAGUCUGGCCUUCCUCGACCGAGUAGGCUGGGUCCUUCGUCGGCUGCAGACCCUUGGACUCAUCAUUUAUUUCUGUGGUAUUUGGUCAUAUUAGGGGUGCUCGUUUUUUUAACUCCUGUAGAUAUUUGAGGAGUUGGCUCAUUUUAAACGUAUCUUAUUCUGCGGUCCGUUAGAAGUCAAUUACCUCUGUUGUACUAUCACGACUAUUACUAUUACGAUUACUGAAUCACACAUUUUUGGAACAAAAUGCAACGGGUGCAGUUUUUGAAAGACUCGUUUGCUGGUUUGGAUGCUUUCCAAAAGCAGAUCGUGAUUGGGACAAGUGUGGCUGCAGGGGUUGCACUGGUGUACAUGCUGCACAGACGAUGCCAAAAAGUCCAAACUAUUCCUCUUGGCGAAGGAUGGUGGGGAGCAGGCGAGAGGCCACAGUCAGAGGAUGACAAGAUCUAUUCCUUUGAGAUUCAAACCUCAGAUGAUGAAAUUAAGGACCUCCAUGAGCGCAUUGACAAAACCCGCUAUGCUGAUCCGCUGGAAGACAGCGCCUUCCAGUAUGGGUUCAAUUCAACGUACCUUAAGAGUGUGGCUUCCUACUGGAGACAUGAGUUUGAUUGGAAAAAACAAGUGGCAGUGCUUAACAAAUAUCCACACUUCAAAACCAAAAUAGAAGGAAUCGAUGUUCAUUUCAUCCAUGUGCGUCCUACUCAACACAAGAAUCAAAAGGUUGUCCCACUCAUGCUUGUCCACGGCUGGCCAGGCUCCUUCUUUGAAUUCUACAAGAUCCUGCCACUUCUCACAGAGAACCACAAUGGUAUUACCUUUGAGGUCAUAUGCCCAUCUAUACCUGGCUAUGGUUUCUCUGAGGCGCCUCAUAAACAAGACUUUAACACUCUGGCUGCUGCUAGAAUUUUCUUGAAGCUGAUGGAACGUUUAGGGUUCUCCCAGUUCUAUCUGCAGGGAGGAGACUGGGGCUCUCUCAUCACCACCAACAUGGCACAGAUGAAACCUCAGUGUGUGAAAGGCCUCCAUUUAAACAUGUUUAAUGUAACAAAAGGGUUUAAAGUGAUGUUGUCCCUCCUGAUUGGCCCAUACCUGCCCUUCUUGGUGGGCCUGAGUCGUGAAGAUGUCCGCCGCUUGUUCCCGUUCUUUGAAAAGAAUGUGUGGGAAAUCUUGAGGGAAUCUGGGUACUUUCACAUUCAGGCUACUAAACCUGACACAGCAGGCUGUGGAGUGAAUGACUCUCCUAUAGGCUUGGCUGCCUACAUUCUAGAGAAGUUCUCCACCUGGACUGACAUGAAGAACAGAGACCUGGCGGAUGGUGGAAUGGAAAGGAAAUUUAGCCUGGAUGACCUCCUGACAAACGUUAUGAUCUAUUGGACCACAGGCUCCAUUGUCUCAUCCAUGCGCUUCUACAAAGAAAACUUCAAGAACAAUCCAGAGAAAAGAGUGGAUGCAAGGACCAGGAUAUUUGUUCCGACUGGCCUGGCUGCAUUCCCCGGGGAGCUGAUGCACUGCCCUAAAUCAUGGGCCCAUAUUAGGUUUUGUAACAUUGUGUCCUACACGUUCAUGCCUCGCGGUGGUCACUUUGCUGCCUUUGAGGAACCUCAGCUGUUCACCACUGAUCUCAUUCAGUUUGUUCAAAAAGUGGAGAAGCUUUAAACGUGCAUGCUCUCCUCAGUGGAUAAUGUAUCAUUCCUAUAAUGGAAACAAAUGGGUGGAUUAGUAUCUAUGAAGGUGUACUCUUCGGGGUUGAUCCGAAUUUAGGUUGCUUAGUUUCGUGUCUAAUGAUGGUUGGUGCUGUUUUUCUUCCUGAUUAGACGUCCCUAAUUGGUCCUGUAUGCUUCUUUGUUUCCAAGAUCAUUGUUUACACUACCAUGUUCUAUGUAAUGUACUCUUAGACACACAGAACUGUGAAGCACACUUAAGUGCAUCCAAAUAACAGCAAUAUCAUGACUGGCACUUUCACAUCAUGCUUUAAAUUGUAAUGCACUAAUGUAAAAUGUAAUUUAAAUAGUGCACCUUUUCCUCUAAGUUGCAUUUCAUAUUGCAUUGUUUCUUAUUUUGCACAUUACUGAGGGUCUCUCUAAUCUAUAAGAAUGUUUCAAACUACAAAGUAAAGUAAUAUUAAGUAAUUCUCACAGUAAAACAAAUCAACAUUUCCUGUUUAUUACGUUUUAGUGAUUUUGCAAUGUGUUAUACACCAUGUCAAAAAAGCAUUGAAAAAUAUUGAAACAGGAAGUGAAUAUAUUUCACAGGAAAGUGCUUAUGAAGCCAAAACGUGUUUUUACCAAAGAAAUGACAAAAUAAAAGUACUCACAUAAUAAAACAUUUUUGUCAUA